AUGUUGUCGCGCAGGGGGACCAUCGCUGAAGGCCUCUUCGUCCUUCUCGUCCUCGUCAUUACAUGCGCCCUCGGUCUCUCCGCGGUUCUCCUCCUCUCCCAGGUCAUCCGGAACACAAAUGGCCAGUCCCUCCAGCACAACUACAACCUCAUUGUCGUAGGCGCGUCCUAUGCCCUGGUCUUGGUCGUAUCCAUUGCAUUUUGCCUGAAACGCAGGCUAGCCGUAAGACGGAAACUCCAGCGGAUUUCCAAGGUUUACAAGACUCUCGAGAAAGGUGACGUUCCGAAGUCCGUGCACCAGUAUAUCCUUCAGGAAUAUACCCGGACAUGUCUUAUUGCAUUCGAGUCCCAGCCACGAGACGGUGUCCAGGAAGGUUGGGGCAGACCCGGUAUUAAAUACGCCGAUAUACAUUUCCGCCGCUCACUGCUGGAUACGAUACCAGAAAUAGGUAAGUACAGGGCAGACUGCUGUUCACAGGCUCCUGAAGAUGGACUAACGCCUCUGCACUAUUACGACUCUGCGAUCCAGCUUGCCCGACAUUCGUGCAGGGAACCAUCCGAGAUAGAGUACGAGGAAGGCUGCAAGGCCGCAUCAGAGAUCAAGCGCAUCCUGUACGAGUGUCGGCUAGAGAUGCUGGAAGGGUCAUCAACGGAUCUGCAGCAGGAUACCCGGUAG
Molecule: messenger RNA, 675 nt
Organism: Gloeophyllum trabeum ATCC 11539
Lineage: Eukaryota; Fungi; Basidiomycota; Agaricomycetes; Gloeophyllales; Gloeophyllaceae
Exons: 6
Coding region: 1-675 (224 amino acids)
Source: RefSeq, a predicted model, not a curated record